UUCAUGGUAAUAAUUUAACAAAAGCAGAUAUAGUGAAUAUAGUAACAGAAGCACAAGCAACAACAACAACAUCAACAACAACAACAACACCAACAUCAACAUCAACAACAGCAAUAGUAGCACCAACAACCAAUUCAAUAAGUUUAUCAAGUUUAAAUUCUGUUAAUGGAAAUAGUAUUGGUUGUAUUGUUGAAUUGGAAUCAGUAUUUGAAAUUAUGUUUGAUAGGAAAAUACCAGAAGCACUAUUAAACUCAAUUAAACCACCAUCAAAAUUUUCAAAUAUAUUCCUAUCAACAUAA
Molecule: messenger RNA, 299 nt
Organism: Dictyostelium discoideum AX4
Lineage: Eukaryota; Evosea; Eumycetozoa; Dictyosteliales; Dictyosteliaceae
Exons: 3
Source: RefSeq, a predicted model, not a curated record